Molecule: messenger RNA, 5574 nt
Organism: Eurytemora carolleeae
Lineage: Eukaryota; Metazoa; Arthropoda; Copepoda; Calanoida; Temoridae
Product: phosphatidylcholine:ceramide cholinephosphotransferase 2
Exons: 14
Coding region: 27-1064 (345 amino acids)
Biological process (GO): sphingomyelin biosynthetic process; ceramide biosynthetic process
Cellular component (GO): Golgi membrane; endoplasmic reticulum membrane
Molecular function (GO): sphingomyelin synthase activity; ceramide cholinephosphotransferase activity
Source: RefSeq, a predicted model, not a curated record
AUGUGUGAAUAGACUAGAUUGGUAAAAUGGGGGAUGAAUUCUACCAAAGGCAACCUCUACUGUCAGAGGGAGGAGAUGAACUCCAUUCUUUAGAUGAGUUUAGCCCUAGGACCAGUGCUGAAGAUGUUAUCCAGAUGGUCACUUUGAAUGGAUCAGCUGUGAAAAUAGAUAUUCCCGAGGGUGAUAAAGAAGGAAAUUUCCCCAAGGAAAGAUGGAAAACUGUUCUUUCAAUUAUAUUCGUAAUUCUUGCCUUCCUAGCUACAACAACAAGUCUUUCCAUAACACACGAGCUACGGCCGGCCCACUCUAAUCCUCUUCCAGAUUUAAUAUUAGAUAAUAUACCGUAUUACUCGUGGGCCCUGGAUGUGUCUGAGAUCCUAAUCAUGGUAAUCACUACCAUCUGUGCUGUGGUCGUUAUCUGUCACAAGCACAGGUGGAUUCUAGCACGUCGUGUCUGCUUGAUAAUUGGCCUUCUAUACUUUUACAGAGCAAUAACAAUGAUUAUCACCGCUCUUCCCUCAGCUAACCGUCAGUAUAAAUGUGAUCCUCAGCUUAACCAUACUAUCACAGCCACUGAGGUGCUCCGACGUGUUGUGAAGAUAAUGUCCGGGUUUGGUUUAUCUAUUAACGGACAGCACGUGUACUGUGGGGACUUUAUAUUCUCCGGGCACACCAUGAUCCUUAUCCUCUCCUACCUCAUCAUUAGUGAAUAUACUCCCAAGAAACUGUGGUUGAUACAUUGGUCUUCUUUUCUCAUGGGAAUAGGAGGAGUUAUCAGUCUGAUGUUAGCCAGAGGACAUUACUCAGUUGAUGUUCUGUUGGCGUACUUUGUCACCACUCGUCUUUGGUUCAUGAUGCAUUCUGUUAUACUUAAUCUUCAGCUUCAGCAACCACAUUCUUCAAAUCAUCUUUCCAGAGUAUGGUGGUGGAGUAUACUUGUGUUUUUCGAGAAAAAUAUCAAACACCCUUUGCCUAAUGAAUUCGAGAUCCCCAGACCUUGGCUCAUGUGCUGGCAGCAGGUUACUGUAAAACAUAGAAUACGAGAUCCAGCCAGGGAUAUCUAGGACAUAGAGGAUAUAGAUAAUAUCUAGGAUAUAUCUAGGACAUAAGAGGAUAUAGAUAAUAUCUAGGAUAUAUUAAGGAUAUAAAGGAUAUAGAUGAGGUUACGAAUAUCUUGGAUAUAGAAAAGAGCAGUUAUAUAUCAUCGACUCAAAGGACGUCAAGUGAAACUGAUAAAUGUUUCUAAAAUGUUGGAUAUCGACAUGAUUUAAGAUUCUGAUAUUUACUGAGAUAAUAAGGAUAUACUUGUGGAUAUAAGAUAUCCCUGUGAUAGUUGUGGAAACCACUAAUCUUUCUGAAUAUUUAAGGAAAUCUUCUCUCGGGUUUUAUGCUAUAAAUAAAAAAUUAAUUUAUCUACAAAUUAAAUUGAAGUAUUAAUUUCAAGCAUUCUUCAUUUAAAAGAUUUUAGCAAAACUUCACAAAAAAAUUCAUAUGUAAGAUUAGGUUUUUUGGAGGAUAUAAUCUGAAUUGUAACUUACGUCAACUAGAAUGUUCAAUUAAUUAUUCAUGUCGCGUACAGUAUGUGAUAUGUACGUUUGUUAUCACAUUUAUGUAUUCCUAAUUGUAACAACAUACAUCACAUUUACGCAUUCCUUAAAUUAACAACUUACAUCACAGCAAACAAAUUAUUCCGCCUUCCAAUUGUUAACGCCGUAAUUAUUAAUUUUGAUGUUUAUUUAUUUUAUCGUCGUUAUUUAAUCACAUUUAAAUCUAAUUCAACGCCAAUAGUCGUAAAUAAAACCGCCACAUGAUAACCAGAUGAAACAACUAAAAUCAAUUUUUUAUUUAACUAAUUUUUAAUUUUAUCCAUGAAAAUUCGGAAUGAAAAAAAAAACAAUUCUUUUGCCUACUUAGAUCUGAGAACUUAUUAUUGCUCAAUUUCCCCGUGAAUUAAUUUGAAUCAAAAUUUUGUUAAGUCUUGGAAAUUCUAAAUUUGUUUUAUUAUUAUUAUUUAUUUUAUUUAGUAUCACCAUACACCAUUACUGUAAAUGCAACAUAAACAACUGUAAGCUCCCUUUAACCCUGUUUCAAUGUACUUUCUUAAGCCUCCAAUACCAUCCGUCCGUUUCCUUCUGCUAAUUCUACUGUUAGAUGAAAGUAUUUAAACAGAUUUUAAAAUUGAAUUGUAUUACUAUAUUUAAGCCGGUCCAUGGAGGAAAAAAAUCACUCAUAUUAUGAUAUUUAAAAGUCUGAAUUGAAUGUUUAUUUUAUUAUUUAACAUAUUUUUCCUAACAAGUUGUAUGGGACUGCUCCUGUAGUGUAUUUUGUCUUACUGUUUAAAGAGUGUCGAAAAUGAUCCAUAAAGAUUUUCUUUAACAGAAAAAAGAUCUAAAAAUUUUAAAAUCACAAUUUGCUCUUGAAUUCCUACAAAAGAACUUUCAAGAAAAAAUUAUACAAAUCUGCCGAAUCGUAUACGGUACGAUCUUUUAGCAUAACAAACUUUAUUACCCUGGUGGGAAUCAUUUCCUGCACACUUAAAUUCGUAGUUACCUUAAUUCUGAGCUAAUUAAAUGAAACCAUUUGAUGCAAAUUUUAAAUAUCUAAUUUUUCGAAACUAGGUCCAAUUUUGCUAAAUUAUUUAAAUGUAAAAAAAAUUCAGAUCCCAAGCGGAAAGUUCUCAAAAUAUUUAAUAAGUUACACUUAUUCUGUGCAGUAUAUACUAUGGUUAUGUAAUUCUUUAUAUUCGAUGAACACAUUCACUGUGAUUAUUACUUUGAACUAAAUUGUCUUUGAUAUGUAUGUUCACUGCACGCUGCGAACUGUACACUGUAAACUGUACAUUGUACACUUUUAACUGUACUCUGUGAUUAUAACUUUUUUAUCACCAGGCUUUCUAUACAGGGUAGUUAAAAUACAUAGUUACCAUUAUCACAAGUAUAAUACAGGGUGUCCCAGAAUUCACUAAACAGACAACUAAUCUUGUCAAAUCCAUUCUUGUAAAAUGGAGAGACAUUGAGAUUUUAAUUUAUCUAAUGAGUCUAGGGUCUCCAGUCGAAAUUUUUUGCACGAAAAUCGUGCAAAGAUUUUUUUACGCUUCGAGUAAAAAUUGUACGAAAUUUCGAUGUUUUUUCGCAUUGAUGCGCAAAAAUUUAUUUCGCGCAAAUUCUGAAGAAUAUCUUUGUAUUUGUGUAUUUCUUUAUUUCCUGCUUUUUCGUAAUUUCGAGCUAUUUCGUUAUUUCGUAAAAUUUCGAGAAACAAUUUCAUGAAAUGAUGAAUAAAUUCAAAAUUAAACAAAUCAGAGUUACAGGCCGGGCCCGCCAACUAUACUCCAGCCCAUACGGCCCGCCAACUAUUCACCUGCAGGCCUAAUGAGCCCCUAUUCUGAGGUUGUAGGUCACCGGACCGUACCGACUAUUAUACGGUUUAACGACAGUCAAUCUCAAGUAGUAACUGAGUUACUCACGAAUUAAUUAAUCAUAAUCACAUUCACUAAUAAUCAGUCCGGUCUAAACUUGGAGACGAGUAGGGUUAGAUGGAAAUUGUUUUUUUUACUGAAACUUAUUCACACCAUACUGUCCAAAUAUUAAAAUCUUUCAUAUUUAUGCACUUUAUGGCAUGCAACAAAUAUCACUUAAUUUCGUUUUCAUGCACAGUACUGCACUAAAAAAUUUCAAUUUUUCGAAUUCAUGGGCAUUGCAAAAUUAAAUGCAAAAAUGACCUGUAUUCAUGCGCAAUAUCAUGAAAACAUUCUGACUUAAAUCUUGUUUUCCUGCACAAUUUCGUGCAAAAAAAUAUUCAUUUCGAAUGAAUGGGCAAUUUUGUGAAUAACUGGUCUCAUAUUGAUACAAAAAUGAUGCGGAAUUGCGCAAGAGAAAUUACUGUUUCGUGGAAACCCUUCUGAUAACCAAGGAUGUUUCAUUAAAAAAAAUUCAUAGUUCAGUCUUUCUCAUUUUUCAUCCUAAAUUGAAUUGCUAGAUACAAGUUUUACUCACAGUGGUCGGCAUUUUUUACAAUAGAAUGAAGACGACUUUUUAUUUUAAGUUUUGAUUAUUAACAACCUUUUUUAUAAAUUACAACUUUAUAUAAGUAAGUAUACAAAAAGAAUCAGUAAAUUGACAGUUUUUCUUUGUUUCCAUGUUUAUUUGUAUUUUGUAUCCAUUUAAAAUCAAAAUUAACAACGAAAGCCGUCUUAUCAUUGAUAUAUACGACGACGACUAUUCUAAAAAUCACUGAAUUUCUAUGCUCCAAUAAUUUUGUCAUCACUCCAGUUUUAUUAUAGUUUUACAGAAUACGUUUCAAAAAUAGAUAUCAAAGAAAUAAUUAGGUUUUGUUUGUGUUUUUUUUGUAAUGGGCCACCCUGCCAUCUUCAAUGAUACUUAAAAUGAUGUUGCAUUUAUUGGUAAAUUACCCACCAUCCCUAUGAUUCACAUCUUACAUCGUGUUUUUAUUUUCAAGUAUUUCUCAUACCCUGUAUUUUUAGUCCUUUGUCGUAAUUAUGCAAUAAAAGAUUUUAUCUAAAAUCAUAUUUUAUAGUCCUUGGUCUCCCCGGGUUUAGUAUUUGUAUGUUCCUAUGAUCAGAUUAUUCAGAUAGGUUAUAAAUUAUUUUUGUGUUUCAUUAUCAAUAAUCUGUUUCACAUUAAAUGAAUUUAUAACUUGGCACUAAUACUGAACAACUAAAAUUAGUAUUAAAUUGAAAAGUUCCCUAUUUAAUGCCAAACCCCAUUCUACUCUUGUCCUAUCUGUAUAAUUUGUACUAAAUACUUUCCAUAGUAACCAGCCAAUCUUAUUUUUACUUUUGCUGUGAAAUAUGGAAGUGUUGACGAGCGAACUUAAGCUUACACAAUUUUACAAAAGUUAGCAUAAUUUUACGCAAGUUUGCAAAAUUUACGGAAAUUAGCAUAGUUUACGGAAGUUUGCAUAAUUUAAUGCAAGUUUGCAUAAUUUUACGAAGGUUUGCAUAAUUUUAUUAAAGUUUGUCUAAUUUUACGUAGACUUGCAUAAUUUUACGUAAGUUUGCAUAAUAUAAUGUAAGUUUGCAUAAUCUUAUGUAAGUUAAAAUAAUUUCAUGAAAGUUUACAUAAUUUCAUGAAAGUUUACAUAAUUUUAUGAAAGUUUAUAUAAUUUUAUGUAAGUUUACAUAGUUAACGCAAUUUCACGUCAGUUUGCAUAAUUUUACAUAACUAUGUAAGUUUACUUAAUUGAUGCAACUUUCCGUAAGCUAAAAAGUUAGCCUCAAGUCAACCAAGGCCAAUGUAAGCAAGUUGGCCGGCUGGUUACUGGUACAGUUCUAUUAGAUUACCCGGUUUUUUCUUUAAAAUCUGCACAUACACCUGUACUUGUGAUAAAUGAUACUAAGUGACCCAUUGUCGGUAAUUUUUUUUAUGUAAAUGCUUCAUCUCGAUACAGUGAUCGGCGCUUAUACCAAUACAAUGAAGACGAUUAUUCAUGCUGUUUAAAAGCUGGGUAGAAAUCUAAAAUUUGAAUUAAAAGUAGUCUACAUUGUAUUGAUAUACGCGACGACGAUAGUAUAAUCCCUAGUUCACAUCACCAAUCCAAUAAACUACCUUCACUUAA